This is a messenger RNA of Passer montanus (Eurasian tree sparrow), 1803 nucleotides long. It is a transcript of the gene OTOP3, whose product is annotated as otopetrin 3. The coding region runs from base 1 to 1803 and encodes 600 amino acids. Gene Ontology annotation, biological process: proton transmembrane transport. The record is from RefSeq and is a predicted model, not a curated record. The transcript has 6 exons. NCBI's taxonomy places the organism in Eukaryota, Metazoa, Chordata, Aves, Passeriformes, Passeridae. Gene Ontology annotation, cellular component: membrane. Gene Ontology annotation, molecular function: proton channel activity.
AUGUCUGACAAGAAAGUCUCCAAGCCCUGCCAUCACUGCAAGAGCAGGUCAGCCUCAGUCCCAUCAGACACCUCCAAGAUCCACUAUGAGGAGUUCUGGCUGUACCGCCACUGCUCGUCGUUGCACCAGCGGGACCAGCAAGCUCAGAAGGCUGGGCGGCUCUUCUCAGGGCUGCUGGCCGUGAACGUGGUGUUCCUGGGCAGUGCCUUCAUCAGCAGCAUGAUCUUCAACAAGGUGGCCAUCACCCUGGCAGAUGUCUGGAUCCUGCUCUCCAUCCUCAAGGUCUUGUGCCUGUUCUGGAUCAUUUACUACCUGAGGGGCACCAGCCGGCAGCCGCACGCGGUGCUCUACCGGGACUCCCACGCCGGAGCCAUCUGGGUUAGGGGGUCAGUGCUGCUGUUUGGCAGUUGCAGCAUCCUCCUGAAUGUGUUUCAGAUUGGCUACAGCACAAUCCUCGUCGAGUGCAAAUCCAAGGUGGAAGUUGUGUUCCCCAUCAUUGGAAUCAUUUUUAUUUUCACCCAGGCUUACUUUCUGUGGUAUCACUGUAAGGACUGCGUUCAAGUCCAGCACAACUUUACCAGGUGUGGGCUGAUGGUCACCAUAGCCACCAACUUUCUUCUCUGGCUCCUGGCCGUGACCAACGACACGCUGCACGUGGAGAUCGAGUCUCAGCUGCGCGAGGUGGAGCAGCGAUUCUCAGGCAACAAGACUGCCUUGUGCACGUGCCCAAACACGACCAUCUGCGAAAUCUUCCAGAAGGGCUACAUCCUGCUCUACCCCUUCAACACCGAGUACUGCCUGGUCUGCUGCUCCGUGCUCUACGUCAUGUGGAAGAAUGUGGGGAGACGCAUCAGCCACGACCACAUCCCAGACAUCAAGCCCAAAUUCAAGCUCCAGGGCGUGGUCUUUGGGCCAGUGCUGGGCACCAGUGCCAUAAUCAUUGGGGCUUGUAUCUUCAUGAUGUACCAGAUCCAGGUCACCAGCUUGGCCCCCAGCCACCAGGUCUUAGUGAUCUAUUAUUCCUACUACAUUGUGCUCCUGCCCCUGAUGAGUGUGGGUGCCGUGAUUGGGACAAUCAUCCACGCCUUGGAAAAGAAGGAGCUGGACACGCUGAAGAACCCAACCCGCAGCCUGGACGUGGUGCUGCUGAUGGGGGCAGCCCUUGGCCAAAUUGGCAUAUCCUACUUCUCCAUUGUGGCCCUGGUGGCCACCAACCCCGGCGACCAGCUCAACAGCCUCGCCCUGUCCUACUCUGUCUUCCUCAUCUUUCAGAACAUCACCCAGAAUGUUUUUAUCAUCGACGGUCUCCACCGGCGGCACAUUGCAGCAGCAGCUGAGGACAAACAUGCCGGACGCUCCGGGCACUACACGGUGGCUGCAGAGCUGCCUGGGGAAGAGGAGGCCACGCUGAGCAGCAAACAGGAGCACAGCCAGACACCUCCUAGCAAGGAGGAAGACAUUAAAGAAGAGCAGAGUCGUGAAGCCGACAGCCAAAGACGAAUGAGUGUGCUGGAGCUGGGACAGGAGAUCCGGAAAGCUUCCCUGUCCUACAUUCACACCUACUCUCACCUGAGCUGGAAGAGAAGAGUAUUGAGGGAGAUCUCGUUCUUCCUAGCUUUGUGCAACAUCAUACUGUGGGUCAUGCCCACCUUUGGGACUCACCCCACCUUCAAGAAUGGAAUGGAAAGGACAUUUUAUGGCUACUCCACCUGGUUUGUGAUCGUGAACUUCGGACUGCCCUUGUGCGUGUUCUACCGCAUGCACUCCAUCGGGGGGCUCCUGGAGGUCUAUGUGACAGCCUGA